AUGCUUCCCAAACCCGACAUCUCAAUAAACCCAAACCCCAUGGAAGCACUCGUCGCCAGCAUCCAAGCGAACCUACGACUCCCACAGGGUCUAAGUUCCCUCGAAAGCCCUGGGAUUCAGAGACACCACGAUAGCGAUAAAGACGGAGAGAACAGCUCGAGUACAAAGCCUUUUGAGUGUAGUAGUUUUGCAAACUACACUGUCCUUGGGUUUGGUAGUAAGCCUUUAUCGGGUAUAGAUGCUUCGAGGGAUAUUUCGGGUGUUCGAGCAGAGGAAGUGUCUGAGGAUGGAAGGCCUAUGGCAAUGCCCUUGCCAAGUAAUCCUAUAUCUUCAGUCAACGCGGAGAAAAGAGCGAUAUCAGGACAGGAACUUGAUCCAACAGAUUCGGGUGAGGUAUUUGGACAAAGAAAGACCAAGGCUUCGACAUCUACAUCACAAAACAAGUCAACUACCACAAGUGGUGCAACGGAUGAUACGACAAAAUCGGAACAUGGAUCUCAGCAGGAAUGUGUACUGAAGACGUUAACGCCUCCAGGUUCUAAGAAGAAUCAACCGAUUCUAGAUUCAGGACCGAGAGAUGGUUAG
Hymenoscyphus albidus is the source of this 585-nucleotide messenger RNA. The record is from the annotation of a GenBank genome assembly. NCBI's taxonomy places the organism in Eukaryota, Fungi, Ascomycota, Leotiomycetes, Helotiales, Helotiaceae.